Molecule: messenger RNA, 1383 nt
Organism: Triticum urartu
Lineage: Eukaryota; Viridiplantae; Streptophyta; Magnoliopsida; Poales; Poaceae
Source: RefSeq, a predicted model, not a curated record
CCCAGCCCAGCCGCGGCGUUUCCUCUGCUCACGCCUCCACCGUCACAUCUAUCUACUCUCUCUCUCUCUCUCUCUCUCUCUGUUCUUGUGCCGGCAUGGCGGAGCAGCUCAUCUCCACGGCCGUGCACCACAUGCUGCCCGACAGCUACGUCCGGUCGGAGGCGGACCGGCCGCGCCUGGACGAGGUCGUGCCCGACGCCGACAUCCCCGUCGUCGACCUCGCCAACCCCGACCGCGCCGCCGUUGUCGCCCAGAUCGGGGCCGCCUGCAGCUCCCACGGCUUCUUCCAGGUGCUCAACCACGGGCUGCCGGUGGAGGUCAUGCUCGCAGCCAUGGCGGUGGCGCACGAUUUCUUCCGCCUCUCGCCGGAGGAGAAGGCCAAGCUCUACUCCGACGACCCGGCCAAGAAGACGCGCCUCUCAACCAGCUUCAACGUGCGCAAGGAGACCGUGCACAACUGGCGCGACUACCUCCGGCUGCACUGCCACCCGGAGGGGCCAGCCAAUCCGCCGCCCUUCAGGGAUGUGAUCAGCACAUACUGCAAAGAGGUCCAGGAGCUCGGGUUCAGGUUCUACGCGGCGCUAUCGGAGAGCCUGGGGCUGGAGCAGGACUACAUCAAGAUGGUUCUCGGCGAGCAGGAGCAGCACAUGGCGGUCAACUUCUACCCCAAGUGCCCGUCACCAGAGCUGACCUACGGGCUCCCGGCGCACACGGUCCCCAACGCCCUCACCAUCCUGAUGAUGGACGAGCAGGUCGCCGGGCUGCAGGUGCUCAAGGAAGGCCGUUGGAUCGCCGUCAACCCGCAGCCUAACGCGUUCAUCAUCAACCUCGGAGACCAGCUGCAGGUGAGGGCAGCAGGCGUCACGGCAGCAGGCGGCGCGGCAUCACGCGGCACGGUAGCAGUCGGCGCGGAAACAAGUGGCACGGCAGCAGGCGGCGUGGAAGCAGGUGGCGCGGCAGCACGCGAUGCGGAAGCAGGCGGCGCGGCUAGGGUCUCCGCGGCAGCGAGAAUGAUAAAUGCCUUGGCCAGUGCCAUUCGCACGGGCGUCGACAUCUUCAAAUGCGCUAACAUCGACACUGACGAGUGACGAGUGAAGAAUACUGUUUUGCUACCUCUGUCCAUAAGAGGUGAGAUACUAAGCGACUGGGAGUUAGCUAAGGGUUCCUUUGAUUCAAUGGACUUUCAUAGGAUUUUUGAAGGGUUAGAAUCCUUAGAAAUUUUCCCUAUGUUAGGCAUUUGAUUCACACGAUUGAAUCCUAUAAGAAUUUUUCCUACGGAAUCAAGCAUCCAUUUCAACCUUUUUUUACAAAUCCUUUGUUUUUCCUGUGGCAUCAAACACUCUAUGCAAAUCCUAUAGGAUUUAAAUGGAUCUGCCACUUAAA